AUGGCGCGUCUGCUUACGGCUCUCGUUCUCCUGCUUGCUGUCACCGUCACUCUCGCAUCACUCGCUUCCACGGCUGCUGCUCGAUCUGCUCGGCUUCUUGGCGACGGGAUGACUACCGAUGGUGCGUCAGGAGCGGUAGACACCGCCGGCGGCGUCAUCACGGCGGAGAGCGCGCCGAGUGAUGUUCGGCCCAGGGACGACGCGCAGAGCCGCCGCAAACUCGGGUGGUUCAGUGAUAUUAUCAAGAAAUAUAAUGACUAUAAAAACAGCCGGCCCUGUAGUCCACAGAACGUCCCUGCCUCUUGCGUUAACCCGCCGGUCACGGACGCGGACAAGGCGGAGAUGCAUGGUGGUGAGAGGGAGAUGCAUGGUGGUGAGAGGGAGAUGCAUGGUGGUGAGAGGGAGAUGCAUGGUGGUGAGAGGGAGAUGCAUGGUGGUGAGAGGGAGAUGCAUGGUGGUGAGAGGGAGAUGCAUGGUGGUGAGAGGGAGAUGCAUGGUGGUGAGAAUUAG
Messenger RNA from Closterium sp. Naga37s-1, 510 nucleotides. The record is from the annotation of a GenBank genome assembly. NCBI's taxonomy places the organism in Eukaryota, Viridiplantae, Streptophyta, Zygnematophyceae, Desmidiales, Closteriaceae.